Molecule: messenger RNA, 3488 nt
Organism: Aphanomyces invadans
Lineage: Eukaryota; Oomycota; Saprolegniomycetes; Saprolegniales; Verrucalvaceae
Exons: 10
Coding region: 53-2227 (724 amino acids)
Molecular function (GO): ubiquitin-protein transferase activity
Source: RefSeq, a predicted model, not a curated record
UCCAGAUUGGGCUCAGCAGCGUUACACUUGAAGAGGGACUGCGCCGCGGCAGAUGGAACUUGCGAUGGAACCUUCGACUCGGCUGCGUCGGUACUUGCAAGGCGGGUCGUCGUUCGAUGGGAGUCUCGCCGUGUACGUGUACAUCUUCCUCGGAGCGAUGGUGUUCGUUGGCGUGCUAAGUCUCCUCGCGUAUUGCUACCACCAACGCCGCAUCGCGAGAUACUUGGAGACGGACAACAUGAACAACAACAUGCAACGUCACUCCCUCAUCGACAGCUUCCUCGAAGCCGGCGAGUCCGAGUGGCAGUGCUCUGUCUGUUACCACGACAAUCACCCCGCCAAGCAUGAAUGUCUUCUUUGUGGCACACCUCAACUCAUCCUGGAGCAGGCGGUGGGCACGCCGCGAUAUCACUUCGGAGACCACGACGCUCCUUUGGACCCUCUCCAAGCUGCUCGCCAGCGAUCUUUCCAAGUUCGUCGGUUGAACGAGAUGCAAGAGAAUGUGCACUUGAACCAGCGGCAGCGCGGUGCACGACGAAGGAAUAUGUGGAAGCGCGAAAAGGGCGAAGACGGCCAAAUGCGAUGGGUGCGUGUGGAGGACUGCAAGCCCCGCGUCAGCAUCCUCACGAGUGCCAGCCCCCUCGUGGUUCCACCCCCGGAAGAGUACCUCUUUGACAUGCACGCGCGCACUUCGUUCUCGUCCCACACGGAAUCGACCGUCGAGACAGAGCUCAUGCUUACGCCGAUGGCAGCGGCGCGCCAACGCGGCGCCAGCAAAGGCCGGACGGCAAAGAUCACCAAGCGGACUGACAAAUCGGAAACGUCAUCGCUCAUGGCGCAGGAUUCUGUCGGGUUUGUACGAAACACGGACGACUUGGGCAACGUGUCAUGGGUGCCAGCCGACACGAUUCGCAUGUCGGAAGCGCUAGUGAUCGACACGGACGAGUUUCCUCGGGCGUCAUCGGUGAUAGAUUUCGAGAGCGUCGCGGCGCUGCCAUUUCGACACAAGGUGCGGUGGUUUUUGCAAGAGCUCGACAAGGUCGCGGUGCCGUGGGAAGAAGGCCAUUUGCUCUUGAAAAUCCGGCGCGACGCCGUUUUGGAAGAAUCGAUGCACUUGCUCAUGCUAAUCCCGGCCGCAGACAUUCGCCAGCGCCUUCGCAUUGAAUUCAUCGACGAACCUGGGCUGGACGCAGGAGGGCUGCUUCGCGAGUGGGUGCUCUUGCUCUGCGAACGGUUGUUUGAUGGGUCGUAUGGGCUCUUUCAGUCGAGCCACGUCGAAAACGCCGGGCACGUGUGGCGUCCAUGUCCGUACCGACGUGUGACGGGAAUGGCUAGGUAUUGGAUCAACACCAACUCGGCGCAGCUGAAACCAGAUCAUUUGAAGUGCUUUGAGUUUAUCGGGCGGUUGAUUGCCAAGUGUUUGUUGGAAGGGCAGCUCUUGACGGUGCAUUUUUCGCUGCCGCUGCUCAAGCACAUCCUUGGUGUGCCCAUUUCGUUCAGCGAUUUGGAGUUUUUGGACGAAGAAUUGUGCAAAAAUGCCAACUGGCUGCGCGACAACUCGAACGUGGACAACUUGUGCUUGGAUUUCACCGUCCAGUCGUUUGAUGCCAACGGCAAGCCGCGCGCGCCGACGGAGCUCGUGCCGGACGGCGCGUCGAUCCCAGUCACGGACGAAAACAAGGAAGAGUACUUGCUUGCGCUGCUCAAGUAUCACAUGUUUGAUUCUGUUCAUGAGCAAGUGGCGGCGCUGCUCAAGGGCCUCUUCGACGUCAUUCCUCGCAAUCUUCUCGCCGCGUUCGACUACCAAGAACUGGAGUUGCUCAUUUGCGGUGUCCCCAAAAUCGAUAUGGCCGACUGGAAGCGCCACAGCGACAUCAAAUAUCUCGACUUUGACCAUCCGUCCAAGGCCGAGCACAAGGUGAUUGAGUGGUUCUGGACCAUCGUGGGCGAAUUCACGCAGGAUCAGCGCGCGCGCCUGCUGCAGUUUGUGACGGGGACGUCGCGAGUUCCGGUCGAGGGCUUCAAGGGACUCUUGAGCAACGACGGGCGCGUGCGACGGUUUGGGAUUCAAAUGGUCGGUCGAGGCAUACCCCCCACGGGGCUGUACCCAAAAGCCCACACGUGCUUCAACCGCAUGGAUCUUCCGCUGUACAACUCGAAGGAAGAGAUGGCGGCGUACCUCACCCUGGUGAUCAACAUGGAGAUUACGGGCUUCACCAUGCAGUAGCCACUACGUCCGAUUCAAUGUGUAUACUAUGAUAUUCCACUCAACCGACGGCCAUGCUCGGGCUCUUCCUCGAGCACAUGCAUUGCGGGCGCCGGCUGCCUUGAGUUCGCCUGGAUUCGAGCCGAUGCCACGACUUGUCGCUAUGAAGCUGCGCAGAAGCUACGUGCCAAGCAGCGUCACGAGGACGAGUGGACAGUAUGAUGUGAGGUAGCUUCUUGCCCUGCCCCAGAGCUGUCAAGGCUGGAAUCAAAGCUAUGAUGGGUUUAUGUACAAAAUGCGACUGUCGCCAGACUCGACCACAGGCCAAGGGUGAUGUCAGCCGUCCGCAUUGCCGCCACCAUCGUCUCCCUCGUCGACGUCCUCGUCGUUAUUUUCCAUGCGGAUAUGGGCCAUGUGGACGGUCAGCUUCACCUUGCCGUUCUCGGCCAACUCGACGGUCGGUUUGUUGAAUGGGGCAGUCGGCGCUGUGCUGGUCGACCGAGGGUGGGCGCUUUGUGGCCGCGGCAUGGCGGCGUCGACUUUCCGUCUAGGCGUAGCAGACAUGCAUCGAGGAGGUAGCACUCGCGGUGGUACUCCAUGUCGAAUCGACGUGGUCGCAGCUUUGUCGAUGGCUGGCGCGAGCGUGUGGUGGACAGAAUCCGCGGGGGGCGGAGCCAUGUUGGGGACGGUGUUGAGUACCCGAAUGCGCAUCAAGGACGGCUGGGCAGACACCGGGCGCUGUGUGCCAGCAGACUGCACCGCACGUCGAAUGCGACUGGUCGGCAUAUACACGCGUUGCUGGGCUGUCGGAGGUCGUUUCUUGGAGUGCGGGAGAAAGCGCUUCUGUGCCACCUCUUGGAUGCACUCUGUCCGUUCCAGGACCAUCUUUGUAUACGCCUCGAUGAUACCAAGCAUGUCUUCAUCCUCUGGCUCUGUCCGUCUCCGUCGCGCAGACGAAAGCGGCGGCGCCAACGCCUUGGUUUUGGUCGAGUUCAACCGUCGGGUCUGCCACGCUACAGGACCCCGCCAUGAGAAUGGAAUGCCGCCGUCCGAGUCGUACCAAACUCCAUUAAGUUGUCGUCGGCCGCCCCCCGCGGCGAUGGGUCGCGCGGCUUUGCCCAAAGACCAACGUGCGGAUUGCCGCGGCGAGACGCUGCAGGCGCGGGUUUUGUUCGAUCCGUGUGCUUCCGCUUCAUUGUGUUGUCUUCCUUGGUCGAAGCACCGAACCUGCCGGUCGUCAGCACUGGCAUCGCAAUGCCAGUCGUGCUCACUUGAAAUGCGC